Molecule: messenger RNA, 3214 nt
Organism: Sphaeroforma arctica JP610
Lineage: Eukaryota; Ichthyosporea; Ichthyophonida
Exons: 8
Coding region: 93-2600 (835 amino acids)
Biological process (GO): positive regulation of double-strand break repair
Source: RefSeq, a predicted model, not a curated record
CCACACCACAUAGGCAGAUCGCAAGCAACACACACACACACAACACACAACAGGCCCAUCCCGUCAGAACCCGCCGACAGACCCGACGGAGUAUGGAAACGAGCGCUAACAAGAAGCGUACCCGUAUAAGUCUGGAUGGAGAGACAGAUACGAAGCAUGUGCCUAGUAACAAGGCCGGGGGUAAGGGGAAGGGUGGGGUGUAUGAUGGGGAUUGGGAUGAACUGGGUAGCGACCUGGUCAAAGGACUCGACCCCAGGCGCAGUGCGGGCAGGUGGGUAGGUAGAGCCAUGGUAAAUGCCACAGAUACGAAUGCCUAUGCGUACGAUGUCGAUGAGCACUCGCGCGACAGUGUGCUAGCGGGGGUGGUGGUGCACGUGGUCACUGGCAACCCGACCCGCCCACACAGGGACGAAAACCACACAGUGAUGCCCAGACCAACAGGCACUAACUCACCCGGCACACACAGGGAAGUAGGUACCAACAAGACUACCGGCACAACUGUGCAUGCAACGGACACCACGGCUAGAUGGUAUGAUCUGGCAGAGAGAAUGGGCGCCAAAUGCGUCUACGACUACGCGCCACCCCGAGACCCGGAUCCGAAUGGAGCCCCCGCCGCACGGAGUAGUUCUAUAAAUAGAUCAGCAGCCGCAGCCAAUGAAAUCACAGGUAAAAUAGACCCGGGAGCAACCAAGCCCACCCAUAUUCUUGCUCUCGACAACACAGGUGCGUGUGUCCGUGAAGCUGUGCGCAUUGGAAAGGAGGCGUUGGCGCUGGUAGUGCAGGGUGAGUGGCUUUCGGCGUGCUAUGAACAGCGAACGAGACUGGAUGUCUCGAGGUAUCUGCUUGCUUGUAAUGGACAAUUAACCAGGAGUGUUGGGUUUGGUAGCGGUAGAAGAGUGACCGCGAGUAUACACAAUCCACGACCACGGAACAACGUGUCAGCCAAUACAAAGACCACAUCGGGGGAGGUUGUGGCCGGAGCUAAUAAUGGAUCUGCAAAAGACUCUCUCCAGGGUAUAUCGCAUAUGGAUCGGUCUAUUAUAGAGUCUAGUAAGGGGUCUUUUAAAGGGCCUUCGAACGGGUCGUUUAAAGCAUCGUCGUCCGCAAACACUACAGCUGUGAACUCGAGAGCCCAUUCACCCACGAGUCAUGAGACGGCCACCGAUGACGGAGCGUCGACCGUCGAUGUGACGCUCUCGCAGAAGAUCGGAGAGAUGUUCAAGCGCCUGCCAACGUACAAAAAGCGCAAGACAUCGUCGUCACGAAAGAUACCACCCCCCCACACCACCACCAGAAGUACCCACGACACGGAAACCAGUGGCAGUGUUCAAUUGGUUAGGGCGUCAAGCACGGGUGUAACGCCGUACACGCCUGACGCUGAGGAUAGCCCGUUGGGGCACUCCGAGCUGGGCGACUCCGGUGAUGUGGUGUAUGACGAUAUUGCUGGACGCGAAAAGAUGAAUCGGCUGAAAGACGACCGCAGGAAAGCGAAUGCGCGCUUCCAUUUGAGUGCUUUCUCAACGGACGAGAAGAACAAGUUGAUCAACAUUCUCGAGCCAUUGGGCAUUAAGGUGAUUCAGGGCGAAAUCUACGAGCCGUCGUGCACGCACUUGGUCGUCAAGACACCCAGUGGGAGUGAGAAGUUCCUUGCGGCCUGUGCUGCUGGCAUCUGGGUGCUUCGAAUGGGCUACAUCAUCCAGUGUUUCCAACAACAACGCAUGGUGGACGAACUGCCGUUCAUUUGGUCUGAGCAAAACCGCAGUACAAAGAACUCGCUGAGUGAUGAGCAGUGGAACUUGGCAAAGUCCUAUGCGCACUGGCGAGUGGCCAUACAGAAGCAACGCGACAAUGGACUGCCCGUCGGCGCUUUUGUGGGGUGGAAGGUAUUAUUGCGCACCAAUAAGGACAGUGUGCUGAGGCGCAUGAUGGCUGCGGGUGGUGGUGAGGUCAUUGAAGGCACUCCACCAUACACGGACGAUUGUCUCAAACGAGCCCGCUAUUUGUUUGUGGACGAGAAGUACGACACAGAUAUGAACGUCUCCCGGUAUCAACAGUGUGGUGUCGAAUGCCUGCGACCAGAGUACAUGUUCCACUACCUACUGGAGGCUCCGAAUCUUCCCCUACUGGACAAUUAUCGAGUAAAGACUCGGGAUCGAUCUGCCGACAGCAGUCCACGUGACAGCAGCUCGCACCCGCGCAAUAACAAGUCUCGCACACACACACGAGCAACACAUGACGAACGACACGCCGGUAGCAAUAGCAAGGGAGAAAUAAGCGACAGAGAAAGUGCAGGCAAUGAGUGGGAUGGGGGUGACGGCAGUGGGGAGAGGCACAGUGCAGAACUCAUCCAGGUCGAUACACGCAGUGCACAUGGGACACGGGGCGUACCAGACAGCAGCCCAGGUAUAGGAGAGCCUAGGCCAGACGGUAAGCGAGGAGAUGGGUCUGGCAGGCAACGCGCAGCUGUGGAGGGUGUGGAUGCGACUCAUUCAGCGGCAGCGGCUGAUGAUGUGAUAGGCACACGGCGGGGCAAACGCAACCAACGACCCUCUGAGAAUGGCGCUGGCGUUCCCAAGAGACCCAAGAUGAGAGGGGUGUAGGUGUGGUUGUAUUGCUAGUACGCAUAAGAGUGUGCUGGAUACGGUGGAUGACGAUAAGAGCAUGCAGUUGGAUGAGCCGGUUGAAACCCCUAAACCCUAAAAGGCCUACACGACGCAGAGUCUGAGAAGAGAUACACUGUACAGUACUUCUUGUACACGGGUGGUAAGCGGAUCCUUCAAAGGGGCGAUAGAGUAUUUUGGGAGUGUUGUUUGAGAAGGGUUCUAAAAGAGAGUUGAGAACGGCCUUAAAAAUGUGAUCUUUGGCACGUAUACAGGGUAGUCUUGCUUCCGACCGACUGUAGGAGAUCUUGCAAUAAAUUGUUCUGCCGGUUAGCCAUGUCUACGUACCUUGGACAGGAGAAAGCAAAUCAUCCCAGACUAUACCGUUAUGGCCUACCAUGCACAGUCAUGUUGGGUUGGAUUGCAGACGCACUAUAGCAGUAGACAAAGGCUUUAUAAGAGCUUCGUACAUGGGAAAGUAUCUGACACGGCAUUGCAGGGCCCAGAAGAAUACACAUAUUCUGGAAGUGUUAGUGCGGCGUAGUAAAGCAAAAGACAAUGGCCUUAUUAAAAAAAAUCAUCACCGGGAAAAGGAGCGGAUACAUCAUUACAUG